This is a messenger RNA of Hansenula ciferrii, 2298 nucleotides long. It is a transcript of the gene MEF2, whose product is annotated as mitochondrial elongation factor MEF2. Gene Ontology annotation, molecular function: GTP binding; GTPase activity. NCBI's taxonomy places the organism in Eukaryota, Fungi, Ascomycota, Saccharomycetes, Phaffomycetales, Wickerhamomycetaceae. The transcript has a single exon. Gene Ontology annotation, cellular component: mitochondrion. The record is from RefSeq and is a predicted model, not a curated record. The coding region runs from base 1 to 2298 and encodes 765 amino acids. Gene Ontology annotation, biological process: ribosome disassembly; mitochondrial translation.
AUGGUGUCAGUAUGGAGACAGACACUGGUGAGGAGUUUCCAUACUUCCAGGAUCAUCAAAGCUCCACCAUCUUACCCAAUCUCCAAAAUCAGAAAUAUUGGUAUUAUUGCUCAUAUAGAUGCAGGUAAAACUACUACAACUGAAAGAAUGUUAUAUUAUAGUGGUAUUACUUCCAGAAUAGGGAAUGUUGAUCAAGGUGAUACCGUGACAGAUUUCUUACCAGCUGAACGUGAACGAGGGAUCACAAUUCAAAGUGCUGCAAUUACAUUACCUUGGAAUAAGCAUAAAAUAAAUUUAAUUGAUACACCAGGUCAUGCAGAUUUUGGAUUUGAAGUUAUUAGAUCUUUAAAAGUUCUUGAUGGUGCUGUUACUAUAUUAGAUGCAGUUGCUGGUGUUGAGGCACAAACUGAAAAAGUUUGGAAACAAAGUAAAUUUAUACCUAAAUUGUUCUUUAUAAAUAAGAUGGAUAGAGAAGGUGCAGGAUUUAGUAGGACUGUUAAGGAAAUUAUAUCAAAAUUAGGUACUAGAGUAUUAUUGUUAAAUGUUCCAUAUUUCAUUGAACUGGAGAAUAGAGAAAGAAAAUUCGUUGGUGUCUUGGAUAUAUUGAAUAAAAAAUUACUUAAAUGGAAUGAUGAUGAAAGUAUAUCAGUAUUAGAAUUAGAAGGUGAGACUUAUGAUGAAGUUGUUCGUUGUAGAGAAUCAUUAGUGGAGACAUUAGGAGAAAUUGAUGAUGCAGUUAUUGAAAAUUUUUUUGAAACUGAAGAUUAUAUGAAAGUUUCAACAGAUGUCUUAAUGAAAGCCAUCAAAAAAUCAACUUUAACAAAUUAUGCAGUUCCUGUUUUAUGUGGUGCAAGUUUUAAAAACAUUGGUGUUCAACCAUUAAUGGAUGCUGUUAAUCAUUAUUUACCAUCACCAUUAGAAUGUAAACCAGAUGUUAAUGUUCCAGUGGAAAUUACUAAAGAUGGUGCAAUAAUUAAUAAAAAUAAAAAUUUAACCGUUGCAAUGGCUUUCAAAGUUAUAACUGAUCCAAUUCGUGGUGUUAUGGUAUUUAUUCGUGUUUAUAGUGGGAAAUUGAAAAAUCAUGGUACAGUUUAUGUUAAUGGAGAACGUUUCAAAUUAGGGAAAUUAUUAGUUAUGCAUGCAAAUGUUCCUCAAGAUGUUCAAGAAAUUUCAGCAGGUAAUAUUGGUGUUAUUGUUUCAGAUAAUUUGAAAACUGGUGAUACUAUAUUAGGACAUGCACAAAAUAAGAAAUUACAAGCAAAAGAAUCAAAUAUUGUUGUUAAUCCAAUAAUUGUACCACCUCCAGUUUUCAGUAUUUCAUUAGAACCAAGAACCUCUGGAGAUAAAAGAAGUAUGGAUGAAGCAUUAUCAGUCUUGCUUAGAGAAGAUCCAAGUUUAAAAUUAACAGUUGAUGAAGAAACUGGACAAAUUUUAUUAUCAGGUAUGGGUGAAUUACAUUUAGAAAUUGCUAGAGAUCGUUUACGUGAUUUGAAAGCUAAAUUAGAAAUUGGACAAAUUAUGGUUUCAUAUAAAGAAGCUGUUACUAAUAAAUUAACUAUUUCCAAAGAAAAUAAAGAUACUGGGUUCUUCAUCACAUUAUCAUUGGAACCAUUACCUGAAGAGCUUGAAGUUGAUAAUACCAAAUCAAGAGUUAAUUUAGGUGAUAAUAACAUUCUUGAAGUUCCAAAUGAACCAGAAACUUGGGACAAGGUAAUGUCAUAUCAAUCAUGUAUUAAUGCAUUUAUAUCAGGUUCAAUUUCAAGUAUUCAAAGAGGUCCGAUCUUGAAAUUACCAUUAAAUUCAACAUUAAUCAAGAUUGUUUCAUUUGAUUUACCAAUAGAUUCUAAUAAUGUUACCCAAUGGAUUCAAUUAGUUCGUCAAUCUAUAUUGGAACUAUUACAAAAUGAAUUAAAUUUCGUUGCAUUAGAACCUGUGAUGAAUGUAUCAGUUGAAGUUAAUGGAGAAGAUAUUGGUAACGUUAUGCAAGAUUUAACAAGUGCCAGAAAGGGUAUAAUUAGUGGGAUUGAUGAUGGUGGUGAUAACGUUGAAUUAGUUAAAUUUAAAGAUAUAAGUGAAUCUCAAUAUGUUCCAAUGGAUCCUACUUUAGAAUUUUUGAAAACUAAUGAUGGUUUCAAUGGUGGUCAAACUAUUCAUGCAGUUGUUCCAUUAAGAGAAAUGAUUGGUUAUUUACCAAAAUUAAGAAGUUUGACCCAAGGAAGAGCUACUUAUCAUAUGGAAUUCAAAGGUAUGAGCCCUAUAACAAGUGAUAGAUUAGUGGAGAUCACCAAUGAGUUUUAA